AUGCUCAGCGGUGGCACCAAGGUUUACAGCGAGGUCGAAGGCAUGCAGCUACUCUUGCAGUACCAGGUGAUGAACGCGGGCAACUGCAAGGUCCUGCUGCACCCCCAGUGGGGCUCCGCCGUUUACCCAGCGAGUUUGUUCUGUACGGCCCCAUCAGACUUGGUGCAGCGCCUCCUGGAUGAGAGACUGGUCCCGCGACCAGCACCGGAGCCUGCAUGA
Messenger RNA from Ectocarpus siliculosus, 219 nucleotides. The record is from the annotation of a GenBank genome assembly. NCBI's taxonomy places the organism in Eukaryota, Phaeophyceae, Ectocarpales, Ectocarpaceae.